This is a messenger RNA of Prinia subflava (tawny-flanked prinia), 2714 nucleotides long. It is a transcript of the gene SLC25A37, whose product is annotated as solute carrier family 25 member 37. The coding region runs from base 78 to 1088 and encodes 336 amino acids. Gene Ontology annotation, biological process: iron import into the mitochondrion. Gene Ontology annotation, cellular component: mitochondrial membrane. The record is from RefSeq and is a predicted model, not a curated record. The transcript is spliced from 4 exons. Lineage: Eukaryota; Metazoa; Chordata; Aves; Passeriformes; Cisticolidae. Gene Ontology annotation, molecular function: ferrous iron transmembrane transporter activity.
GUCCCAGUGCCCCCCGCAGCAGCGCCGGUGUCGCCGCGGUGUCCCCAGGCCGGCCCGUGUCCCCCCGGUGCCGGCGGAUGGAGCUGAGCUGUGCCAUGGGGGGCAGCGCCGCCGCCCCGCCGGGCCCCGGCCCGCCCCCCGCCACCGCCGGGGCCGGGCUGAGGGAGGGCGAGGAGUACGAGAGCCUGCCCAGCGGCGCCACGCUCGGCACGCACAUGGUGGCCGGGGCCGUGGCGGGGAUCAUGGAGCACACGGUGAUGUACCCCGUGGACUCGGUCAAGACACGGAUGCAGAGCCUGCAGCCGGACCCCAAGGCGCGCUACCGGGGCGUGUACGAGGCGCUCCGGAGGAUGGUGCUGACCGAGGGGCUCUGGAGGCCUCUGCGCGGGAUCAACGUCACCGUGCUGGGCGCUGGCCCUGCCCACGCCCUCUACUUCGCCUGCUACGAGAAAAUGAAAAAGUCUCUCAGUGACAUUUUCCAGUCGGGAGGAAACAGCCACUUGGCCAAUGGCAUCGCCGGGAGCGUGGCCACGCUGCUGCACGACGCUGUCAUGAACCCUGCUGAAGUGGUGAAGCAGCGCCUGCAGAUGUUCAACUCGCCGUACGCGUCGGUGCUGGGCUGCGUGCGGACGGUGCACAGGACCGAGGGCUUGGCCGCCUUCUACCGCAGCUACACCACGCAGCUCACCAUGAACGUGCCCUUCCAGGCCAUCCACUUUGUCACCUACGAGCUCCUGCAGGAGCACCUCAACCCCCACCGCCGCUACAACCCCGGCUCGCACAUCGUGGCCGGCGCCGUGGCCGGGGCCGUGGCCGCCGCCGCCACCACGCCGCUGGACGUGUGCAAGACGCUGCUCAACACGCAGGAGAACACGGCCCUGAGCUCCCUCAACGUGCGGGGGCACCUGUCGGGCAUGGCCAACGCCUUCAGCACCGUGUACCGGCUCGGGGGCCUGCCCGGCUUCUUCAAGGGCGUCCAGGCCCGGGUCAUUUACCAGAUGCCCUCCACGGCCAUCGCCUGGUCCGUGUAUGAGUUCUUCAAGUAUUUCCUCACCAGGCACACGCUGGAGGUGAAGCCGCCCUCGUGAGGGGAGGGACGGGGCUGUCCCUGUGUCCCCUCCCUGCAGCACGGGGACUGUGGGGAGUCACAGCUCGGCACGGCCCUGCCCGGGGAUGCCAGUGCUUGGCACUGCUGUCCCCUGGGGCUGCUGUCACCGAGUGUCCCCUGGGACUGCUGUCACUCAGUGUCCUUAAGGGAUUCAUGGUCACUGCUGUCCCCAGGGACUGCUGUCACUGCGUGUGUCCUGGGACUGCUGUCACUGAGUGUGUCCUGGGAUUGCUGUCACUGAGUGUCCCCAAGGGAUUCCUGGUCAUUCUGAGCCCUGGGACUGCUGUCACUGCUGUCCCCAGGGAUUGCUGUCACUGCGUGUCCUUAAGGGAUUCAUGGUCACUGCUGUCCCCAGGGACUGCUGUCACCGAGUGUCCCCUGGGACUGCUGUCACUCAGUGUCCUUAAGGGAUUCAUGGUCACUGAGUGUCCCCAGGGAUUGCUGUCACUGCGUGUCCCCAAGAUUUCUGGUCACUCUGAGCCCUGGGAUUGCUGUCACUGAGUGUCCCCUGGGAUUGCUGUCACCGAGUGUCCCCAGGGUCACUCUGAGCCCUGGGAUUCCUGUCAGUGACUAUCCCCAAGAUUUCUGGUCAUUGAGUGUCCCCAGGGAUUGCUGUCACUGCAUGUCCCCAGGGUCACUCUGAGCCCUGGGAUUUCUGGUCACUGAGUAUCCCCAGGGAUUGCUGUCACUGUGUGUCCCUCAGGGAUUGCUGUCACUGUGUGUCCCCAAGGGAUUCCCGGUCACUGAGUGUCCCCAGGGGAUUGCUGUCACUGCGUGUCCCCAGGGAUUGCUGUCACUGAGUGUCCCCAGGGUCACUCUGAGCCCAGGGAUUCCUGGUCACUCUGAGCCCUGGGAUUGCUGUCACUGAGUGUCCCCAGGGAUUCCUGUCACUGAGUGUCCCCAUGGAAUUCCCGGUCACUCAGUGCCCCCUUCCCUUCCUUAAACAACACCAACGAAAAGAAGAGUUUAUACAGACUUUUAUAUUAAUAUAUAUAUAUAUUUAAUAACUUUAUUUUGCAGCAGUGAACUUGCAAACUGCUCCUUUUCUGGGAAAUAAGAUGCAAGCUGGAGUUCACUCCUUGUUGAAGGUUUAGGUGAUCCAACCUAAGCUGCUUUUUGGGAUUUUUUUUCAAUUUUUAUUAUUUUAUUUUUGCAGCAAAGAAACAAAAAUGUCCUGGCACAGAAGUUAAUUUUUAUAUAAAUAUAAAAUAGCUGGAUAAUGUUUAUCCUUUAUUUUUCUAUGUAGGCAGUCGAGUGGGUUUUUAAAUGCUUUUACAGCUGGGUGCAAAGCUGUUUAAAAAAGGGCUCAGGUCUUGCCUCCUGUGUAAGGAAGACCCAAAAUCAUUGAUUUUAUGGCCAGAUUGGCUUUAAUUACCCAGGGGGCAAUUAAAGGGUUCUCCUCUGGGUGUCAAGGUACGUGGGAGCCCCUUGAGGGGACACGGAGUGGGGACAACACUUUGGGAAAACGAUCCCAAAAUCCCUUUGUGGGGGAGAGGAGGGAAAACUCAAUCCUGUUUUUUUCCACUCUUGAAGGUGUAGAUUUUUAACCAAUUUUAUUUUGCAAUUUAAACUCAUUAAAGGUACAUUUUAAUGGGGUGUGACAGCA